This is a messenger RNA of Impatiens glandulifera, 1047 nucleotides long. RefSeq names its product probable lipid phosphate phosphatase beta. NCBI's taxonomy places the organism in Eukaryota, Viridiplantae, Streptophyta, Magnoliopsida, Ericales, Balsaminaceae. The transcript has a single exon. Bases 60 to 770 code for a protein of 236 amino acids. The record is from RefSeq and is a predicted model, not a curated record. Gene Ontology annotation, molecular function: sphingosine-1-phosphate phosphatase activity.
UCCGGACUUAAGUCAUAUCAGCGGUCGAGCCGGCUUUGAACCGGAAAUUUCGAUCUCACAUGGAAUCCAAACCACCAGCGCCAGAAUCCGCUUCACCACCGGCGAUGUCAUCAAUCCUCCUCCGACUUACCGCCGUAGACACCGCCGUCUCCGGCCGUCUCUACGCCGUCGCACAGCCCAUCCUCCCUCGUCCGCUUCUCAAAACCCUUGAGAUCUCUGGUGACGGUCGCCUCUUUUUCCCUGUUGCCAUUUCUCUUCUUCUAUCUCCGCUCUCCUCCGCUUCGCCAACCCUUCGUUUCUUCAUCGCUAAUCUCAUUAUCGGAGGAAUCCUCGACCUCCUUCUAAUCGGCCUCAUCAAACAAAUCGUUCGCCGGCCCCGUCCUGUGUAUAAUAAAGGAAUGUUCCUAACAUUUGCCGUCGAUCACUGGUCCUUCCCCAGCGGCCAUUCCUCUAGGGUUUGCUUUGUUGCUGCAUUCUUGUAUCUCUCCUCGGCAGUUAUUGGCGAGGGAAUUGCCCAACUGAGGUCAGCUCGUAUCGACUUUGUGGAUAGAUGGUUAGGUUUAGUCGACGAGGGAAAUGCUAUUGUUUAUAUUGUUUUGCUGGUUUGUUCUUGGGCAACCACCACGUCGGUCUCUAGGAUUUUCCUUGGCCGCCAUUUCGUUUUUGAUGUUGUUGCUGGUGCUUGUCUUGGAAUUCUUGAAGCCAACAUUGUCUUUCACUUUCUCAACUGUUCAGUUCUCACCUCAGCAUAUGAGAGCUGGAACUCGUGAGCCUAUUUUCCUGUAAUUUUGAUUAACAGAUUCCCGAUUGAAGUUCCUCUUGUACUGUUAGUUGUUCCAUUCAAGUUGUUAUGCAAAAUCUUUGUCUUUUCGUCUAAACAAUUUUUUUCCCAGCAUUUUGUGGAUGAAAUACAUCAGUUUCAACUAUUGGCAAAUCAACUAUAUUAAGGUUGAAUGUUCCUUUUUUUUUAAUCAAUGCUUCAAAGCAUUAGCUUUAGAUGCACUCAAAAUUUUGCUAAUCAACCUAUUUGGUUCUUCUUGUUUAUAA